Molecule: messenger RNA, 1018 nt
Organism: Nanorana parkeri
Lineage: Eukaryota; Metazoa; Chordata; Amphibia; Anura; Dicroglossidae
Gene: SCN1B
Product: sodium voltage-gated channel beta subunit 1
Exons: 6
Coding region: 87-740 (217 amino acids)
Biological process (GO): sodium ion transport; cardiac muscle cell action potential involved in contraction; regulation of heart rate by cardiac conduction
Cellular component (GO): voltage-gated sodium channel complex
Molecular function (GO): sodium channel regulator activity
Source: RefSeq, a predicted model, not a curated record
UUCCCAAACCCAGGGGGGGGACUUGGCCAAAGAGGUCCAAUUUCCGCAAAGGACUUUAAUCGUCAUCGACGGCCCAGGUUCUAGUCAUGGACUACUGGCUGGUGAUGUUCCUUUGUCUUAUGGCAGCGCCCCCCUGCUGGACAGGCUGCGUAGAGGUAGAAUCCGAAACGGAAGCGGUGGUCGGCCAUGAAUUUAAGAUCCGGUGCAUCUCCUGUAAGAAGAGGGGGGAGACGGUCGCCAAAACCUUCACCCAGUGGUUCUUCAGAGGGGAGAACAUGGAAACGUUUGACGAGAUCCUCAUCUACCAAUGGCCGCGCCAGCACAUCCUGGAUCACCGUUUCGUAGGGCGGCUGAAAUGGAACGGCAGCGCCCACUCGGAAGACUUGCAGGACAUGUCCGUCGUCAUCACCAACGUCACCCACAACCACCAGGGGGAGUACAUGUGCCGGGUCAACCGCACGCUCAGCUUCGAUAGCCACGAAUACAACACCAACGUCACCAAAUUCAUCCAGGUGGUCGUGGUGGACAAAGCAAACAGAGACACGGCCUCCAUCGUGUCGGAGAUCAUGAUGUACGUCCUCAUCGUGGUGCUGACCAUAUGGCUCGUGGUCGAGAUGAUCUACUGUUACCGCAAGAUCGCCGCUGCCGGGGAGGAGACGGUGCUGGAAAACGCAUCGGACUACUUAGCAAUAACAACGGAGACUAAAGACAACUGUCUGGGGGUGCAAGCGCAGGAAUAGCUGAACCGCAAAGACUCAGGGCACCCAGCUGGAGGAACGGACUACCCCGGAGGCGACACGGAUUCGACCGAAAACUGUAACGGGUCACAGACGAGGCCACGCCCAACAACUAACCCCUUCACCCCCAGGAGCCCGUCACCCCGUUUUUAUCCUUCUUACACCCGCCACAUCGACAACCCUUCCGAGUCACAUGAUCUGCGGUCUUCUUUGGCUUCCCGUGAAUCCGGGGGGCUGAGGACAUUCACCCGCGAUGCUUCCACGAAAAUCCGCCUUGUUUG